CUCGAUCUGAAGACGUCGUAUUGUUUAUAUACCCAUCCCAGUUUCCCAUGGUUUCCUCUUUUGGGAAUCCAAAUCAAUUCAACAAGCCCAUGCAGACUUCAUCAUUCAUUCAUUUUUGUUUUGUUUAUGUUACAUCUUUACCCCUCUCUUCGCAACAAAUAUUUUUGCUUCUCCUUGUUGCUCCCUCCUUUCUCCAGGCAAGCUUGCUUCCUUUCGCUUUUGCUCAUCAAGAGCUAUGGCUUUUAUGUAUCGGUGCCCAUCGUGGUAUCAUUCAACGUGCUCAAAUCCCCGUCAAAUUUUGAAUCGUCGCUUCGUGUAUUAUUCUUACAGUUGAUCAGAAGCGUGCCUGCGCGGAGAAGCUGCUUCCGAGGUGGCAGUGGUCCGUGGUAUAAAAUCCACGCCUCGAAGACCCCCCCCCCCGUUCAUUAUUUAUUCAGCUCUUCUGCUGAUAUACCCAGUUCCCGCGAAUCAUUACAACCCACCUCCACCCCAGCCAGCAAGGAACACCGAAGGGCCUUGGAGGUCUGAAAGACCUGCAAGAGCCAUUUUUGCAAUUCAAUGGUUCGGCAUCAUGUGCGG
Messenger RNA from Hyaloscypha bicolor E, 579 nucleotides. RefSeq lists its product as uncharacterized. The transcript is spliced from 3 exons. The coding region runs from base 127 to 528 and encodes 133 amino acids. NCBI's taxonomy places the organism in Eukaryota, Fungi, Ascomycota, Leotiomycetes, Helotiales, Hyaloscyphaceae. The record is from RefSeq and is a predicted model, not a curated record.